Myotis davidii is the source of this 1624-nucleotide messenger RNA. RefSeq names its product kelch-like protein 4. The record is from RefSeq and is a predicted model, not a curated record. NCBI's taxonomy places the organism in Eukaryota, Metazoa, Chordata, Mammalia, Chiroptera, Vespertilionidae. Gene Ontology annotation, molecular function: protein binding.
UGAGUGAGCAUGCACAUUAGCAGCUGGAGUGUGUUGUGGUAGCUGCUUUCCUGUGCUAAGCUGAUUUACUUGUUUAAGGUCUGACCUCAUCAUCCUGUCAGUAUGGGUUCCCACCUACACUGUUAGCUGCAGCUUUGCAGCUAGAAAGCUAGAAGUAUUCUCUGUGUAGCACAAGCAGCAGGCAGCGGGGGAGGGGGGGAAACAAGAAAAGGCUGCUCUAGGCACUUGUGCUUUUGUUAGUUCAACAGAAGAGGCAGAGAAACCAGAGAUAACAAAGGCUCCGUUUCCUUUCUGUGAGAGAAGGCUUUUGUCUUUCCUCCUACAACAAUGUCAAUGUCUGGCAAGAAAGAGUUUGAUGUGAAACAGAUCCUACGGCUACGCUGGAGGUGGUUUAGUCAUCCUUCUCAAGGUUCUUCCAACCCUGGAAACUGCCUUCAACAGGUUCAGGGCAGGUUGAAGAACCACUCUCGGGACAGAAACGGACUGAAGAAAAGCAAUAGUCCUGUCCACCACAACAUAUUGCCACCAGUGCCAGGACUGGCCCCUGCCCAUCAAAGAGUACUUCAGAAUUGGCACCCACAGAACCUGAUAGAACAUCUUCGAGCAAAUGAAGAUACUCCUAAAGCAGUUCCAGAGGAGAAUUUGUACAAAAGAGCUUGUGAGAAACACUCACAAGAUUUGGAGAUGAUGGCUGAUGAAAGUACAGGCGAGUCUACUGCCAGAUUACAUACACAAAAUCCUGAAGAAAUGAACCUCAGCAUACCUGAGGAGGAGUUCCAUGCUGUAAACCAUGCAGAGAAAACUCUCCAUAAAAUGCAGAACUACCUGAAAGAGAAACAACUCUGUGAUGUGUUCCUCAUUGUUGGACACCUCCGAAUCCCAGCUCAUCGGUUGGUUCUCAGUGCCAUGUCUGAUUAUUUUGCUGCAAUGUUUACUAAUGAUUUGCUUGAAGCCAAACAAGAAGAGGUCAAGAUGGAAGGAGUUGAUCCUAAUGCACUUAAUUCCUUGGUGCAGUAUGCUUACACAGGUGUCCUGCAACUGAAAGAAGAUACUAUUGAAAGUUUGCUGGCUGCAGCUUGUCUCCUGCAACUGACUCAAGUUAUUGACGUCUGCUCCAAUUUUCUCAUAAAGCAGCUCCAUCCUUCAAACUGCUUAGGGAUUCGAUCAUUUGGAGAUGCCCAGGGUUGUACAGAGCUCCUGAGUGUGGCACAUAAAUACACAAUGGAACACUUCAUCGAUGUAAUAAAGAACCAAGAAUUCCUCCUGCUUCCAGCUAAUGAAAUCUCCAAACUUCUGUGCAGUGACGAUAUUAACGUGCCUGAUGAAGAAACCAUUUUCCAUGCUCUGAUGGACUGGGUGGGGCAUGAUGUGCAGGCUAGGCAACAAGAACUAUCCAGGCUGCUUACUUACAUCAGACUGCCAUUACUUCCACCACAGUUACUGGCAGAUCUGGAAAAUAGUUCCAUACUUACUGGUGAUCUUGAAUGUCAGAAACUUCUGAUAGAAGCUAUGAAGUAUCAUCUCUUACCUGAAAGAAGACCUUUGAUGCAAAGCCCUCGGACAAAGCCUAGAAAAUCAACUGUGGGGGCACUUUAUGCUGUGGGAGGCAUGGAUGCUAUGAAAG